AUGCCCUCCUUGACAGUUCCGCCGCAACGGCGACGACGGCGACGGAACGAUGACUCCAACGACGACGACGAUGAUGAGAGCAGACAGCCAUCGCCGCUUUCCCAGUCUUCCACCAGCAGCAAGCGCAUCAAGCUGGGGAAUCCUCCAGAGGAAAGCGAGGACGAGGUCGAAGAUCCAUCUGAAGAUGAGAUAGCUGAUCCGGAUGAUGAAAAUGAGGACGACGAUGACGGCAAUGAGUCGGCUUCAAAUUCUCAACGCGAUCAACAUUCGGGACCUGCCGCAACAUCUAUUCCGCCAUCAAUGUCUUCGAAAUCUCAAGGGCCCUCUGGCGGUGAUAGCGGUGGCUACGGCGAGUUCCAACCAGGUGCUAUUGUUCGGAUCAAGUUGAAGGACUUUGUCACAUAUACCUCGGCAGAGUUUUUCCCUGGUCCAAAGCUGAACAUGGUUAUUGGCCCAAACGGUACAGGAAAGAGCACUCUUGUGUGUGCAAUAUGCCUGGGAUUAGGAUGGGGGCCACAGUUUUGUCAACUGUACUCUUGGGGAUACUGCCUUCAAUACUCUAUAGUUGUUAGGUCAGAGCUAACGUAUUUGAUCUGUCUCAUACAGCAUCUUGGACGUGCGAAAGAUCCCGGCGAAUUCGUGAAACAUGGCUGCAGAGAGGCUACCAUUGAGAUUGAGCUUGCGCGUGGAGGGCCAUUCAAACGAAAUCCCGUAAUUUGUCGGACCAUUAAGCGAGAAGGAAACAAGAGUACCUUCACUGUGAACGGGAAAGAAGCGAGUCGGAAACAGGUUCUGAAGAUCGCUCAAUCGUUCUCCAUCCAAAUUGACAACCUAUGCCAGUUCCUCCCCCAGGACAAAGUCAGCGAGUUUGCGGCACUCACUCCUGUGGAAUUACUUCAUUCUACGCAAAGAGCCGCUGCGGGUCCGCAGAUGCUUGAAUGGCAUGAAAAUCUCAAGAAACUGAGGGCGGAGCAGAAGAAACUGCUUGCAGACAACAAAAGCGACAGGGACCUGUUGGCCAAUCUCGAGAAUCGCCAGGAAAUGCAGCGAGCUGAUGUCGAGAGAUACAAGCAGAGAGCCGAAAUCAAGAGGCGCAUCGAGAUGUUAGAGUUCUCGCGCCCCAUCCCAAGGUACAAGGAUCACCAUGAGAAAUUUCAGGAGGCAAAGAGGAAAAAAGAUGAACUCGAACGCGAGCUGGAACAACUGAAGGCUGAAUUGGAACCCGCGCUGAGGGCAGUCAAUGCGAAGCAGCAAUAUUGCCUACGGCUCGAUGAAGUGGUGAAGUAUAAGCGGCAGCAAUUUUCCCGGGCCGAAACGGCCGCCGCCGAAAUUGCAAAGAGGAUGGAGCAGCAUGAAGACGCGAUGAAAGAUCUUGCCGGGCAAGUUGAAGCAGAAAGGAAGAGCGGCACCAACUACAAGGAGGAGUUGAAAAAGAUCCAGCAGAACAUCAACCGCAUUACCCGGCAGAUGGAAGAAGAACCCGUUGAGUUUGACAUUGAUUCCUACAAUGAGCGCAUAAGAGACAAGAAACGGGAAAUAAGGGAGAUUGAAACCAGGGCGAAAGAGUUGAAAGAUGCCAGGCGCCCGUUGUUCGAAGAAUUACAGGACAAAAAGAGUCGGAUUGAACAGGCGGAACGGCAGCUGAAGAGCCUGGAUUCCCAAGCCGGCCAGCAGGAGGCCAAGCUCAAGCAGAUCUCACCAGAGUCCUACCGCGCUUAUCAAUGGAUCUUGAGCAAUCCAGAUAAGUUCGAAAAGGAAGUCUUCGGUCCACCCAUCGUGACAUGUUCAGUGAAGAACCCAAAAUAUGCGGAUGCUCUUGAAUCCCUGAUGCAAAGAACGGACUUUACGGCCUUUACCACGCAAACUCGCAAUGACUUCAAAACCCUUCAGAGAGCUUUGAACAUUGAGAUGAAACUACAUGAUAUCAGUAUAAGAACCUGCUCUGUCCCGUUGGAGAACUUCAAAUCGCCUGUGUCUGACGAGCAGCUCCGAGAUCUUGGGUUUGAUGGCUGGGCAAAAGACUUCCUUACUGGUCCAGAGCCCGUCUUGGCUGCGUUGUGCAGUGAGAUCAGAUUGCAUCAGACGCCGGUGGCCCUCCGAGAUAUCUCAGAUGAAGAGUAUUCGAACCUGGAGAAUGGACCGAUGAGCUCUUGGGUCGCGGGGAAACGAAGCUAUCAAGUUAUCCGAAGGCGCGAAUACGGCCCCAGUGCAACAUCAACCCGCGUCAGGCUGAUAAAGCCGGCGAGAAUCUGGACAAACCAGCCUGUGGAUGCGGGGGCCAAACAGGAACUGCUGCAAAGCAUAGCGGAAUGGAAGGAUGAUAUCCGUGAGGUGCAACAGAAGAUCGAUGCUGAUAAGGCUGAGCUCGCUCGCCUGAGCGAAGAACACAACCUCAAGACUAAAGAGAGGGUUGAACUUGAACAAGAGAAAUCAGCAAAGCAGACGGCUCUGAUCAAUUACAGGGCUCUUCCUGAAAGGCUUAAUCAACAACGGUUGAAACAGAAGGAGGUUGAGAAGCACUUUGAGGCGAUUAGAGCUCGGGUGAUCGAAAUCCGCAGCAAGCAAGAUCAGGUUGCGAUUGAGAAGGCUGAAACUGCGAUUGAAUAUGCUAAAGCUGUUGAGAAACUCCAUAAAAUCCACGAGGAAUUUGUUAUUGCCGAGAUUCGCCACAUCGAAGCGUUGUCAGACUUUGAAACGUUGAAAGAGAGGAAUUCCGAAGUCCGAGAAACCUUGGAGGCCAAACGUGAAGAGGUCAAGGAGGCUGUGCGGCAUUUGAAAACCGUUUCGGAGAUUGGCCGCAAGUUGGCUGAGGAAGCAGCAAAAGUGGUGCAAGCCUCUAAUAGCCAACCGGACUUGAAGGAAUUGCUUGACACCACCGUGAAGGGACUCAGUUUAGAUGAGCUUGAGGCAAAUAUCGAUUCAGAGAAAGCACGUCUCGAGCUUACACAGGGGGGCAGUGCCAACCUCCUCAAGGAAUUCGAAGAACGCGAGCGUCAGAUCCAAAAGCUCCGGGAGAAGCUGGCAGGCUAUGAAAGCUCGCUUGCGGACUACGAGCACGCGAUCAAUGAGAUCCGUGGGCAGUGGGAACCGAGGCUUGAUGCCCUGGUGCAAAAGAUCUCGGAUGCCUUUUCGGACUCAUUUGCCCGCAUUGGCUGUGCUGGUCAGGUCAGGAUCGACAAGGUGGAAGAUCCGCCGGGGCCCAACGGGGAACCCGGUGGCAGCGACUUUGACCAAUGGUCGAUUCAGAUUUUAGUCAAAUUCCGCGAGCAUGAGAAUCUCUCCCUUCUCGACUCCCACCGGCAGUCAGGCGGUGAGCGCGCGGUCAGCACGAUCUUCUAUCUGAUGGCCUUGCAAUCUCUUUCCGCGUCACCGUUCCGCGUGGUCGACGAGAUCAACCAGGGUAUGGACCCGAGGAAUGAGCGUAUGGUGCACGAGCGCAUGGUCGAUAUCGCAUGCGCACCUCGCACCGCCAACAGCAGCGGUGACGGCGUUGGUGGCGCUGGUGGCAGUCAAUAUUUCCUCAUCACUCCGAAGCUACUCAGCGGGCUGGUGUACAAGCCCGGAAUGAAAGUGCUCUGCAUCGUGAGCGGAGAACACAUGCCUGCCGACUACAACCUAGUCGACUUUGGCCGUGCCAUCCGCCGGAUGAGAGAAAUAUCCGGGGUUCCCGCCGCUGCCAACGGCGACAGCAGCAGUAGCAGCAGGAGAGAUAAGGGUAAAGGAAAAGCCAGAGCCGUUGCAGAGGGGAGUACCAGGGUUGAUGUGCGCGCUUGA
Rasamsonia emersonii CBS 393.64 is the source of this 3774-nucleotide messenger RNA. RefSeq lists its product as uncharacterized. Lineage: Eukaryota; Fungi; Ascomycota; Eurotiomycetes; Eurotiales; Trichocomaceae. The transcript has 6 exons. Gene Ontology annotation, biological process: double-strand break repair via homologous recombination. The coding region runs from base 1 to 3774 and encodes 1257 amino acids. The record is from RefSeq and is a predicted model, not a curated record. Gene Ontology annotation, cellular component: Smc5-Smc6 complex. Gene Ontology annotation, molecular function: ATP hydrolysis activity; ATP binding.